AUAAUAGUCUAGUUAGUAGGUACUCCGGUUAACACUUUAAUAGUUAAAUAAUACACAAUAUUUUAUUAUUAUUAUUUAUUAUUAAUAUUAUUUAAAAACGGAUAAUGCCCGUCAGAUACCUAUUAUAUAAAUUAAUGAAAUUAUUCAAUUUAAACAAAUUAAGGCCAACACUACUCGUUUGCAAUGCUGUUUAUUAUUAAAUGUUACAGUUUGUAUUGCAGUUUCUAUGUGUUCGAACACAUUAGGUAGCCAUCGAAUUGAACCCACGAGCACACGACACCAUCACCGGACACACAAUCGACGUCUGGAAGAUGGACUUUUGGAAAUAUAUCGUUAGGAUUAAGAUACCCAGUCCGGUGAGCUACAUGAGCGCGAUCCUUUUAUUAAUUUUCACGACGGGCGUCUACAAGCAGUUGACUUUGACCCAAAAGACAGCCAACAAUUGUGAGAUGACGUUCAUGUUUGAAUACCCUCAUUUUGUUGAAAUAUCGGUGCCCAUGAACAGGGGAAAAUAUAAUUUGUACGCUUACACAGAAGGUCAAACAAUGGAGAAAAUUAAAUCUAUGAAGUUUUAUGGUACGCCAGUUGUUUUUAUACCCGGACACAGUGGAUCGUACAGACAAGUUCGGUCAAUUGCUUCUGUUAACAUUAGAAAGAUGUACCAUAUUCAAUCAAAUAUAAAAUUUGAUUUUUUUACUGUCGACUUAAAUGAAGAAUAUUCUGCUGUCUUUGGAGGUGUCUUAUUACAGCAAACUGCAUUUGUUUCCCAGUGUAUUGAUACAAUCAUAAAAACAUAUGAAUAUGACUACAAGCCUACGUCGAUCAUACUUAUUGGACAUUCUAUGGGUGGUAUUAUAGCUAAAGGAUUGUUCAUUGAUCCUUCGUUUGAUACUGAACUCGUAGAACUGAUUAUUACUCUGGCCACUCCUCACAGGCCUUUGUUUUUAGCCGAUCACUAUAUGGAUAGCUAUUAUGACCAAGUGGAAAACAUUUGGGGGAACGGAUUAGACAAGCCAAGGUCUUCAUUUCUGUCAAAUAUUUCACUAUUAUCCAUUGGUGGCGGGCAUCGAGACUUAAUGGUUUGGCCUUGCCUGACAUAUACUCCACAUGCAGACAUAAAUGCAUUAAGUUUAGCUAUACCUGGUGUCUGGACUUCCACUGAUCAUCAGUGUAUAUUGUGGUGUAAAUCAUUGGUAAAAUCCAUUGUAAGAGUGCUAUUUGACUCCGCAGAAUCUGAAUCGGAUGAUACAAUUUAUGAAUGGAGAAAAAAAGUAUCUUCUUAUCAUUUUGACAAAAGAAGUAAUGGAAAAUGGUUUCAUUCUAAUUUACAUCCUAUUACUGUAAAAUUGAAUGAACCCAACGUUAUUGAAUGGAAUGAAACAUAUAAGCUUCAGAGAUCAAUUUCUUUGGAGAAAGGAACGGCAAUGCCAAUUGUUAUUCAUCUGCCAUUGUUUGAAAAAUCAUUUAACUAUGAAAUGACAGCUGAAGCUGUAAAUAUUGAAUACCACGAUUGGGUGUUUUCGUGUAAACCUGAUUAUCAUUCGAAAAAACACUGUUUAUUUGGUACAAAUUGGUCUUCUAAUAGUACUAUAUCAGUUUCAAAACAUAUGAAAAGGAGACAUAUUACUUUAAAUAUGACUGACGUAAAUAAAUUGGGUCAUUCAAAUUUGGUUUUCAAAAUCAAAAAUACAAAAAAACCGACUGCUUUGAAUAUUGACUUGUAUGAAGCUAGUGAUAGAACUAAUCAAAUAUUGUGGCGAUUUUGGUAUGGAGUUUUUGAUAGACACCUGUUGUGGAAAGUCAAUGUUUUUGAGACGAUACAGUACAAAACUAUUCUGCGUGGUUGGUCAGCUAGUAUAUGCAUGCAUUGUGUGUAUAAUGUACACAUGGUACCCAUCAAAUGCUCAAAAAAACAUCAUCAUGCUGUUUCUAAAUUUAUCGUACCAUGGACACAAGGCGUUUUGCAUGGUAUCACUAGUGACAGUUAUGUGGAACCACUGAGAAUAUCUUUAGAAAAUAUUCCUCAGUCAAAUACAACAAAAAAUCCAUAUUUGCAAUUCAUAUUAGACCCAACAUGCAACUAUCGUAUUGAAUUAGAUCUAUCAAUUAUGGACUCAAUUGGAACAAUAGGAUUGAAAUACGGUUUGACAUUUCCUUCAUACAUUGGAAUCAUAAUACUGUUGGUAUUGUCAAAUCAAUUUUCACAGUUGGCCAAUUCAACUAAAGAUGAUUGCUCAAUAUAUCACAACUCCUUACCAUCUAUAAUCAGAGUUUUUAAGACUUUAGCUGUUACAAUUUGUUUUUUGACUGCUAUACAAAGCCAGUGGCCUAACGUCAACAAACCAAUCGGGGGUAUAGACUGGCUUGGACAUCCAUUAAAGACAAUGGUGUUUUCGUCAUUGCUAUAUUGCAUAACCAAUUCAUUUAUGUAUUUUGCUAGUGUAGCACUAUGGAUGAUGAUGUUGUUUUGGGGGAAAGCCAUAAACGAACUGUUGGUCCGGUUUAUAAUGAAAACGUUGCGAAAAAAUGCUACAUUAUCUGACUGGAUAUUGUAUGGAUUUGGAAAAUUACCAAUAGCUGUUUCAAUGAUAGCUAUUUUAAUUUCUUACCAUACUUGUGGCACUGUAGGACUUGUUAUUUCAGCAUUUUUCUAUUAUUUCUUACUGUGCACAAUGGUACAAGACUGCAUUGACCAGUUGAUUUAUUACCCAGUGAUAUUUUUCAAAGAUUAUUUUAUGAAAGGCGAAAAACCAGGUUUGAAUUUAUCGCUGACAUCCAUCCACCUGCACUUUUCACUGUUUUUGUUGUGGUUACUUAUUUGCGGUUGUCAUCUGCCGUGCAGCAUUGAAUGGGCACGAAAUUACCAUCAUAGCAAAUACUUAGAUCCAGAUCCAUCAUGGAUUUCCUCUUUAAUAUUAAAUACGUGUGCCGGUAUUUUAUGGCAGAUGGACAUUCCCAAACGUAAUUUAAAAUUCUACGCACAAUUAAGCAACCUUUGUGUAGCAGCUUCAAUAAUUUUGUUUUUGUUCUGCCAGACUGCAUUAUUUCGAAUAGCUCCAAUUUUAACAUUGGUUUUUUUAAUCAUCACUUUGCACCAGUGUUUUAGUUCUUGGAUAGGAGUACAAGACCUGAUUGAUAACCAAGUAAGUAGUGCUAAUGAUAAGGUGCCACAAAAAAAAGUGGAGUAAAAUAUGAUAAAUUGUAAGUAAGUUUAUAAUAAUACGAUAUUAUGUAAUAUGAUAUGUAAAAGUUAAUAGGGGUGGACUGACAAGGGUUGUGCUAGUGUGCAAUAGCAUACCAGCCUAAUUCGAUGUUGGGAAGGGGGUCGAUGAUUAUAUAACAAUAUUAAACUAUGAUUUAUUACUAUUAGUUUAUUAUUGUAUGAUACUGGUGUCUGGUACACAUACCUUUUUUUCCUUGGUACAAGAAAACCGCUGUUAGUAUUAUUUCUCCUCUACCCCCAAUGGUACGCAUAUCUGUCAGUACACCCCUGAUAGUUGAUUCUUUUAUUUAACAGUGAACAUUAUUUUUUGUUAAUUGUUGUGUUGUGUAAGAAGAAACAAUUUUAUAACUUCUAUAUCAGGGACUCUUAAACUUUAUUUUUCUAUUAUUGUUGGCCCAAACGAAUGCAACAUUUUACUAUUUUGGCCACCAAAGAAAACAGAUUGGACAUCACUGGUUUAAAAGUUCAUAAUAUAAUAUGUGAAUAUCAGAUAUUGAAGCAAUAGUUUAUAUUUUUAACUUUUAACAUUAUAAGUUUUUAAUAAGAAAAAAGAAAUGGCACAAAAAGGCGUAACUUUAAAUACUGAAAACUAUUAGUUCUAUGUGAUCCUUUUCAGUUGUUGUAGAUAUUCCAGUGGCCAAGCCCCUGGACCACCAGUAUUCUCGAUUCUAUUAUUUUACUCAGCACUAUCACUUUUUAAGUGUAUAAUGUAAAUUUAUGUUAUUUUACUGACAACCACCAAUAAACAAAAAAAUCGAUAAAUAAGAAUUUAAAAAUCGCUUUACAAAUAGUAGAGUAAGUGGUUUUACAAAUACCUUUUGUGUCCCUAUGUCCAACAAUUUAAUAGUUUUGUGACCAAACUUACACAUCUAGUUGAUGAAGAGCACAGCAGUCUUAAAACAAUUCCAUUAUAUAUUUUUUGUCAGUAUAUACCAUAGAUCAUCUACUAUGGGUAGAUCCAGGCCUAUAUCGGGCUAUGUAAACAAUUUGAAUUACGUAAAAGCGAUGAGUCUCUUGUCAUUGAUGCUUGAUGCACGCAUUAAUGAGGCGAACCGUCGGAUUUUUAGUUGUUGGUUUCUGAUUGAUAUUAAACACCUUUGCACGUUUUUUCUAAAUAAAAAUGAAAUACAUUUCAAAUAAAUUUCAUACAUAUGUAUUUACUGCUUUUAAUAAUAAAUAUUACUGUUUUUAAAAUUGGUUACAUAAUUGAUAAUAUUGAACAAUCAAAUGGCUAACACAUUUAUUGUCUAUUAGUUUUUUAACAAAAUUAAUUUUGUAUAAUUCUUUCUAACUUUUCUUCCAGUUAUUAAAGUGUAUGCAUUUUAAAGAAAUUAUGUAGUUUGAGUGUUCUGUAAUAAUCAAGUAUAAUUGACUUAGAUGAUUGUCAUAUAAAUCUUGAUUUAAGGAUUCUAAAUAUAUAGAUAUUAAAUUGCAGUAUAAUUACUAAUAAUAACAUAAUCAUAUUAAUGUAUACACGUAUUUAUCUCUUACUAGUUACUUACUUGAAUUAUUAUGAUAAGAUAUAAUCUAAUAGAAACACAAAUAUACUUGUUUAUUAUUAAUAAACCUGUUAGUUUAUAAAAUAAAAUAAACAUAUUCAAAUAUAGUUAAAGUGGGGGGAUCUCUGACAGCGGUUAAAAAC
This is a messenger RNA of Acyrthosiphon pisum (pea aphid), 4865 nucleotides long. It is a transcript of the gene PGAP1, whose product is annotated as GPI inositol-deacylase. Gene Ontology annotation, molecular function: phosphatidylinositol deacylase activity. Gene Ontology annotation, cellular component: endoplasmic reticulum. Lineage: Eukaryota; Metazoa; Arthropoda; Insecta; Hemiptera; Aphididae. The transcript is spliced from 15 exons. The coding region runs from base 312 to 3188 and encodes 958 amino acids. The record is from RefSeq and is a predicted model, not a curated record. Gene Ontology annotation, biological process: endoplasmic reticulum to Golgi vesicle-mediated transport; GPI anchor metabolic process.